AUGCCAGAUGAACCAAGCAGUGCUAGUGGGAAGAAGUCCACAGAAGAGCCCCCACCAAUACAGUGGCAAUUUAUCGAUGCUUCUGACAACAGCAGGAGUACUUUAACUAAAGUAAAGCGUCAUGUUAUGCAGGAAUAUAUGCGUCAAAAGCGACAUGCAAGCGGGCAGUCUGGUGCUGAAAUCGAAGAGGGUUCGUCGCAAGGAGCGAAGACACAGCAAGAAAGAGCCAUUGGUCAGGUUACAAAAACGAGUGAAAACCAAACGGACAACACUCUAAAUAGUGGAGCUCUGUAUGGAACCGAUGCUCUUGCGCAGGAGGAUGUUCCCAAGCCGACACUCAAUGACUUCGUAGCGCAACAAGAGUCGAGCGGGGCUAUGAAAAACCAUGCCACAGAUGGCAGGAUCAUCUUAAGUUCCAGGCCUGCAGUUCGGCCAUUCUUUGAAGGCAUAUCUUUCAGAAGCAAAACGAAUUCGCCCAAGGCCUACUGCCUGUCUCAAAGCAGCAUCUCCGACACCAGCACUCCAACGCCAUCAUCGUCUGCGCCAACAACACCAGAUGAUGUAGCGUUGUCACCAAAGACGAUCCUGAGUGCUGCACGCACAGAUCCAUUCAACACUCUGCCUCUUGAACUAGACAUCGAGGGUCAGAGACUGUUUGAUUUCUAUGUCAACGAAAUGCCUGCUUGCUCAUACGGAAACCACUUCCGGUCACCCAAGGCGCAUAAUUGGUACACAGCGGUAUUUGUCCCUGAAGGCAUGAAGGGACCUGUGGCAUUUCAGAACACAAUACUCGUUCAUGCGGCCAGCACAUGGGUCUGGGUUCGUAAUGAGGAGCCAGACGCGGCAGCUCUCUAUCAUCGUGAUCGUGCGAUUACCAUGCUACGAGAGUUGAGGGACAGGAACCCGGAUGACAUCUCCGAUGAAGCGAUAAUAGGCUGUAUAAGCGCUGCAGGCCUUGAAGACUUUGAUCCUCGGCCUGGUCAUAAGCAGAUUAGCUGGCUUCAUAUGCGAGCGGCAAGGGAGAUGAUUCGCCUUCGUGGCGGGCCAUCUGCCUUUCAUAAGACACGGCUCGGAAUGCUAAUAAACUGGCAAGAUUAUAUUCUUUCAGGCUAUGAGACAGAGGGACCCAGCUUCUUCUUCGAAUACAAUCCUCCAGCCAUGCUAAAGAGGCCAGUUCCCCAAGCUGAAGGGCUUGUGCGGAGUCAGCUGUCGCUUUCAGAGAAUUCGUUCAUCGAGCACAUUAUCGCCCAACACCCCAUACCUCCCCCAGUGGAUGAGAUUGAAAAUCAGUGCAGUGAGUUCAUCAGCUUCCUCAAGCGCUGUGAGCAGCUCGCUAUACACCAACGCACAUCCACCAACUUAACCACGGCACCGAUGCGUCACACGGCAUUCCAGUCAACCUCAUUGUUGUUUGAGAUACUCGCAGCGCCUCCCGGGCUACGCUUUACAGCAUCGGGUAACCGCAAGCAGUUUGUUGCACGGCUGGUUGCCUUGAUCAUGCUCAAUGCUGGCUUGUGGGAUUACCGGAACUCCGUUUCGCAUAGUGAGGCCUUUCUCGGAAAUUUGGAGCAGACUGUCCUGAACUGCGAAGUGAACAUGAGCGGCUCAGUUGAAGCAUUGCUGCAAAUAUUGCUCGCAUGUGAGGAUGGUUCGAUUGAGAUGCCUGAGUCAAGGCGUAAUCCUGGAAAUACACCCGAUUUUACGCAAUACUGCCCUACGGCUGAGACGCCUUACGAUCGGCCAUGGUUUGCAGGCCGAAUGCUCAAAGUGGCCAAACGGCUCAGCUUUGAUAGCUGGAUGAACGUGAACUAUUUUCUCUUCUCCUGUCUAACGUUACAUACGGAAAUACCUUCUGUCUCGCUUUGGGAAGAUGGCUUACGGCAAGAGAUUCUUAGUGCGCCUCUCACUAAUUACGUUAUGCCAGCUCUCCAAGGCCUGUAG
Messenger RNA from Aspergillus eucalypticola CBS 122712, 1941 nucleotides. RefSeq names its product sigma-70 region 2 family protein. The transcript has a single exon. The coding region runs from base 1 to 1941 and encodes 646 amino acids. The record is from RefSeq and is a predicted model, not a curated record. NCBI's taxonomy places the organism in Eukaryota, Fungi, Ascomycota, Eurotiomycetes, Eurotiales, Aspergillaceae.